CAAGUCUCCUUCUUCAAGUCUCUCUCCAUCUCCAAGCCUCCGUCCCAACGUCUCCGUGCUCCCAACGUCUCCAUCUCCACGACUCUACCCAAGUCUCCUUCUUCAAGUCUCUCCCCAUCUCUCUCCAAGCCUCCGUCUCCUCUCCACACGGCUCUCAUCAAGUCUCCCUCUUUGUCCUUCCAAGCCUUUCUCUCCAAGCCCCUCCGCUCAAGUCUCCAUCUCCACGUCCACGUGCUCCCAUCGUCUCCGUCUUGACGCCCCUGCCCACGUCUCUCUCCACCUCCUCCUCCACGGUUCACAUUCCACCUCUCCCUCUCCACGGCCCUCUCUUCCAGCAAGAUGGACAGCAACAACACCAACAUGGCGGCUGCCAGCAUCCCUUCCGGCAUCGAAGAGUUCCUCGUUGCACUGCAACAUCAACAAGGGACCGGCUCAGUGCAGGAAUCUGCGAUGCACACCACCAUGCGACAUCGCCUCCGCGACCUUGGACGUGAGGAGAUCAAAACCAAAGCAGACGGCAACUGCCUGUUCCACGCCAUUGCAUUCGCCAUCCCCAACAUGGACGCUGCCGAAGUGCGUCGUCGAGUUGUCAAGUGGCUGCGGGACAACCGCGACUACUCAGCGGGCGAAGCCGGUGCCACCACGCUGGAAUCUUUCGUUGCCUUUGACGACCCCACCGGCCCGAGCAACUGGGACGAGUACUGCACCAUGAUGGAGCAGCCUGCCACGUGGGGCGACCACCUCACCCUCAUCGCUGCCGCCAACGUUUUUGAACGGCCCAUCAGCGUCGUCUCAUCCCUCCCCGACGGCCACCAGUUUGUCAUUCGCCCGCUGGAUCCUGCCCCAAACCAGCCGUCCAUCGUUGUUGGCCACUACGCCGAAACGCACUAUGUGGCAACAGUGGUUGCCUCAGGCCGCUCGUGCAACUACGACGACGAUGAAGACGACGACGACGACGACGACGAUGAUGAUGAUGACGAUGAUGGCAGCGUUGCCGGCAGUUGCACUCAAACGCCAACUCAAACACCAACCCAGAAGAAGCGACGCAGCACAAGUGCAUCUUCUACUUCUGCGUCCCAGCAGCCCAAGGGCCCUCUUAGCGCCAAAGAGGUCAUCUCCAGCGUGGAGGCUCACUUCAGCCGCGCCGAGGACAUUGCUUCAGACCUCGAGAAGCAGAUUCCGGAAACGCCAGAGGACCUGGUACGGCCACUGCGCGACAGCAAGGACAAGUUCGACGACCUCAUCUCCACUCCCAUUCACAUUGCGUUUGUUGGGCCAACCGGUGGCAGCAAGUCUCGCCGCGUGAACCAGGAGUGCUACCCCCAAGGCCAUGGCCAGCUUCCAUGGCACUCUGGUUUGGCACAGGAGCACCAGUCGCUUGGGGUACAGCGUCUGCGGCGCGACGAGGCAUUCAAGGUUCAGCUGGCCCGACUGCCGAUCGCCGUCAUCAGGCGCCAGCUUGAAUCCCUGCAGAGGGCACAGCAGGAGCUUCUCGCCACACGCGCCGACGAUGCCGCCAUCAUCACGCGAAUCGAGCGCAUCAAGACAUGGAUCACCACCAUCAACGACACCAAUGGGGCAGCCGUGCCAGAGACGCUUGAUGUGCAGGAUGCCCUCUUCCGGUUCGUGAUCCCACCCGGUGGUGUGGACAAGGAACAUUUUGUUGCGCGUCUCCUGGCAGAGCUCGGGCCGAAGGCCACGGAAGAGGAGCAAGUGUGCUUUGUCAACCGCCUCUCGCGCCUGUAUGCACAGGAUGCGCUGGACACCGCCAUCGGCGCCAUGUACGCACUCGACGUGCAAGCGCCGUGGGUGGAGCUUCCGCCCAACGUCGUGGUGUGGGACACCCCUGGCUGGUCCAACGACUACCUCUUCAGCCCGCUGAUUCGACACGCCAUGGCCACAGCCCACGUCAUUGCCCCGACGACGAGCAGCCGCGAGUUUGUGGAGAUGAAGCGCCUGUUUGAAGAAGGCGCGGUGGCUGACCCGCACCACCAUCCGGUCCUGUGGUUCUCCCUCCUGCCAAAAGGCAAAGACAACAGCAACAGCAACUACGGCGAUGACUAUGAUGGCGGCAACAGCAGCGACGGCGACAAGCAGCUCCAGCAACUGGUCCAGGACAAGAAAAAGGCGUACGCGGACAAGCUACGCGAGCUGUGCAUGGAUCCAGAUGUCCUGCCAGAGGUGCGUGACCUUGGCCUGCGACCACAGCUGUUCGAGAACCUGAUCUCGGGGAUGCUGGUCUGGCCACGUGCGUGCCCUGCCACCACGGCCACUACUGAUUGCAGUAGCGCGUGGAGUGACGAAGAGGCGGCUCCCGCAAACAACCUUUGCGAUCCGGUCUUCUUUGAUCAGCUGCAACACAACGUCGUCAUGCCGCGCUUGGGAGCAAUUCUCUUCUGCUCGUGCGUGUUCUUGAAGCGCGCCGCGUGCUGGGCCGAUCCCGACAAGGAGAUGGUCUCCAUGUUGACCUCCACAACUCCAGAGGCAUUGUGCAAGCCGAUUGUUUCGGACUUCCGGCGCCUGCUGCGCGACAAACGCGAGAAGGCGUGGGAUGUUGUGACAGACGUUGUUAAAGACAGGCUGUUUGGCAUCUUGCGCCACAACCUGAAGCAACGGUUCGCCCGGCAGCCACACAUCAGCAAGGAGGACGUGCGGCAGUGGGCAGUGUCCGAGCAGACACGUGACGCAGUGGCACAAGUCAUUCACAGCCUCUUUGAUGGCACGCUGGAAGAUGUAGCAGAUGGGUGGUGCCAGCUGCUGCGAGCCUCUCUCAAGAAGAAGGUCGUUGGCAAGAAGGAUAGCGAUGAGAUCAAGAAGCACAAGACGAAGCGCGCCAAGGAGUUUGCAAACACGUUCUCCACGACACUGCAAGCAGAGAAGCAGCGGAUUCAAGAUGGCGUGCAGCAGAAGCUGUACUCGGUUCAGGAGCGGGUGGCCAAGGCCCUCAAGAAUGCGGCCAAGAACAUGAAGGGCUCAUUCACCGCAACAGCCGAUGCCAGCGACGAGGCACUGGACGCGUUUGUGGAAGACAAGGUUGCCAAGAUCAUCAGGUCCGUGUUCGGGCGGCGUCAAGUGCGCACCGCAACCUUCUCGCAGCUGUGGAAGGAGGUGGUGGAGGAGCACAUCAACGAUCAGCUCCAGGAGCUGUUGCGAGAGGAGUUCCAGCUGGCCAUGGACACGGCGCAGCGGCUGCAGGAAGAAGGGGUCACAGAGGCCCACCGCACGUUCAAGAAGCGCGUCAACGCGGCCAUUCGGGGCACGAACCAGCUCCUUGCCAAGCUGGCGCCAGAAGACGAGAAGGGCGUGGCAGACACCUGGCCAUGCUUCAAGCGGGGCGCCGUUGACGGCCAGCGGCGCAAAACACUACCGCAAGCCGAGGACAAGGAGAAAGCGCAGAAGGACCAGCUUGGUGCGUGCGACGACCUUCGUGAGCUGCGUGUCGCGUUCAUGGACAGCCGCGAUCACGCGCCCUGUAUUCGCAUCGACAACAUCGGCGUGGCAGAGGAGGACUCCAGCAAGGACGUGAGCCUUGUUGAUGCAACAGCGACGGCUGUUGUUGGUGCCACCGCAUCAAACGAAGUCAAGCGCCGCGUGCGAGAGUUUACCAAGCUGUAUCUUGAUGCGCAGCACCGCGGCGUCUGCACGGAUCCCGUCAUCACGUGCUCCAUCCCCUUCCACCGCCGCGACUGCAAGUCGUUGCUGAAGAUGCUGAAGCGAGAACCCAAGCGCGAUCACACGCACCACUUUCUCUGGGUGCUGGUGGUGAUGGAGAGGGACGGCGAGGAAGCGAUAAAGCUGUUUGGCGAUGACCCUAGCGUGGUGGUGGUGGAGUUCAUGGAUUCCCUGUGGCCGCAGGGGCAGUUCACGGGCAGCGAGGUGCCCAUUGGCAGCUGGGUGAUUGACCUGAUGAAGCUCAUUGGCGAGUGGCUGCUCCGCAGGUUCAAGCUGCCGUACUUUGCGCGUGCGAUGGCCUGCCUGAAGACGAUCAAGGAGACCUGCAAGCUGGGCCGCACGCAGCCAUGCACGCUUUCCCGCGCGCUGAUUGCAAUCCGCCACCUUCUCGAAUCAGAGCAGGAACAGCAGACAAUCGCCAAGCAGCAGCACAUUGCGCGUAACAUCAAAGACAUUGCCAAAGGCAUGAAGAAAGCGGGCACAAUCUCUGCCGACGAGUAUGUGGAGUUUCUGGAGUUUUUUUCCGAUGUCCAGCCUGAAAUGUAUCGACAAGUGCAAGCGUCCUCCAAGUCUUCAGACAAGGACAAGCCCACGUUUGGCUUCAAGUCCAGAUCUGCAGAGGGGCUGAUCAUCUCUGCGCUACUGGAUUCUUCCGAGACACCAGACGCUGUCAAGUCCCAGCUUCAAACGUGCGAGCAGCCGCGCGUGUGCAGCGUGGCCACGUCACCCCAGGCCACCAUCCAGCACUCCUGGUACACGCUCUCCUCCGACACUGCACACGACAACCUCAGCAAGAAUCACCGCACCAACUACAAGGUCCGCGAAUUCAGCAAGCUCGCCACCUCGUACAGGCAGCGGGUGCUCCUCCUCAACAACACUGCCUGCCAGCAAGGCGUGUACGCAUCAUCGCACAUGGCCUUUAUCUCCCCGCUUCUUGUGGACUCGGUGCAGUUCUUCGACUCUUACAAGAAUGCCGAGGCGCGCCUCGCCAAGACGCUUCAGUACUAUUUGGACGUGUGCAGUGUGGUGACGGACGAGUUUGGCUAUCGCUACCGGUUCACACAGCCAUCAACAGCAGCCGACCUGUCCAUGGACACUGCCGAAGACGCUGUCAUUGUCAGGGACAAUGGCGACAAUGAUGAUGAUGGUGAUGAUGAUGACCUGCUUGACCAGAAGUCUUCACCGUCCUCCGCGGUUUCCUCACCAACGCACACUACCCCAAAGGGUAGCUGCUCAGACGCGACCCCGCGCACGUCCACGUCCAGCCAGCGGCGCCCAUCGCGUGAAAUGCACACAGCCGGCCGUGCAAACGGGGCGCCACGUAACCGCGCUGCCAGCCAACAAGACGAGACCGACAAUGGGGAGCCCGCUUCCAAGAAGGCCAACACCAAGAAAAUGGCCUGACGUUCCACUGCCCGAAGGGCCCCUGCAUGCGUGCUCGGGUUGGGUUGCAUGUGUGUUUGGGUUUCGUUACAUGUGUGUUUGGGUUGAGUUUCUUUUCUUUCUUUCCUCAUCGCAUUUUGUCUUCCCCAUCCUCGCUUCGUGGCUUCCUCCACAUCUGAACACUUGUUCAGUCAAGUGUGGUGUUCACGAUUUAGUGUGGUUCCAGUCUUCUGUUCUCGCGUUAUUUUUCUCGUCGUCCACGCCACGUCACGCCAUUUCCUCUGUCCUGUCUGUGUGUGUGUGUGUGGGAUGUCACUCUGUGUGGUUACAUUACUGCUUUCAUUCAAACUCGCCACUCGCCACCGUUGCGUUCACACCCAACCACUUGCUCCAUGUUCUGUUGCAUUCAAGUUGACGCCAGUUGGGUAACGAGCAGCAGAAACGUCCUGUCAUGAAACGUACUGUCAUGGAAUGUAACGAGACACAAGCAAGCAACGCAGCG
Molecule: messenger RNA, 5557 nt
Organism: Salpingoeca rosetta
Lineage: Eukaryota; Choanoflagellata; Craspedida; Salpingoecidae
Exons: 5
Coding region: 340-5076 (1578 amino acids)
Biological process (GO): protein deubiquitination
Molecular function (GO): cysteine-type deubiquitinase activity
Source: RefSeq, a predicted model, not a curated record